Molecule: messenger RNA, 740 nt
Organism: Hyphopichia burtonii NRRL Y-1933
Lineage: Eukaryota; Fungi; Ascomycota; Pichiomycetes; Serinales; Debaryomycetaceae
Exons: 1
Coding region: 1-705 (234 amino acids)
Biological process (GO): cytokinin biosynthetic process
Cellular component (GO): cytosol
Molecular function (GO): hydrolase activity, hydrolyzing N-glycosyl compounds
Source: RefSeq, a predicted model, not a curated record
AUGACAACUACUGACUACGUUACCAAUAAACCAAACGAUACUACUAAACCAGAUAAAACUAUUUGUGUUUUUUGCGGAUCUUCAUUUGGUAAUAAUGAAAUUUUUGCUAAAAAUGCUAAUGAUUUAGGUAAAUCAUUAGCUAAAAGAAACUGGGGGUUAGUUUACGGAGGAGGAUCAACUGGUAUUAUGGGGUCGGUGGCAAGAGGAUGUGCUACCAACGGAGGAUACGUUCAUGGAAUCAUUCCGUCGGCAUUGAUUUCAAGAGAAAGAAUUGAUGAUGAGAAAUUCAACGAACAUUUAAAGUCAUCGAUUGAUAAUCAUGAUGGCUCAACCCCAAUUCCCGAUCUGAAAGAAUACGGCCAUACUACUUUAGUUAAAGACAUGCAUACCAGAAAGAAGAUGAUGGGCGAAGAAGCCGAUGCGUUUAUUGCAUUACCAGGAGGAUACGGAACUUUAGAAGAAUUAAUGGAAGUAGUUACUUGGUUUCAAUUAAAUAUUCACAAUAAGCCAAUUGUUAUAUUCAAUAUGAAUGGAUUUUACGAUAAUUUCUUAAAAUUUAUUAAAGAUGCAAUUAAAAAUGAAUUUGUUAGUGAAAAAAAUGGAGAAAUUAUUAAAGUGGCAGAAACCGCCGAUGAAGUCUUGAAGGCAAUUGAAGAGUAUAAGAUUCCCGAAGGUAGAUUCAACUUGAAUUGGGAAAAUACCUAGAAAAAGUAUAUAUAUAUAUAUAUUAUAGAGUAUAU